CUUCAACAUCAGGUGAUAGUCUACACUGUGCGUCGCACUAUAUCGGUUCCUGGUCCUACUUAGGUAGGUAUCAGAUUCAAACUUACAACGGUUAACUCCAUAUCAACUUAUGAACUUUAUGAACUUACAAACUUCAUAAGACUUGGAAGCCAUAUGCCCUUUUUGACAGAGUCGAGAAAAAGCUGUGCGUUGCAUUUGCAGCCGAAGCACUAUCGGAUUUGAGAGCUUGUAAAUCUAGUCAAAUAUUAGAUAUCACAUCACAACUUGGCACGACAUGCAAGCAAGCCACUACAACGGUAUUCAUGCUACACAUAAUAUAUUAAAGCACUAUGAUGGAAGCCGAAGACGAGCCAUAUUACGCGGAUGAAGCUGAUGAGGUCGACGACGCAGAUGACUCGGGAGGUGCACCGAUAUAUGAGGUGCCUCCGAGAGAAAUAAUCGCCAUAGAACAUCCCAGUGUUAUUCUCAACCUUGAUAAGGGACUAGCUACCUUCGGGUCGGAUCCUAACUUCCAGAAGCUUCUCGUGGACUCAGGGGAACCUGCUUCAGUCCCCUUGUGGUUUCGGCCUGACAACCCAGCGUCAAAGCCCAUUUUGUCACAUCAUACAGCCACUAAUAACAUAUUGCUCAAAAUCACCGUUCCCAAGAGGACAGGCAGGAAACGAAAACGAGGGAGCAACGAACCAUUCUCAGGCGAUGUUGAUAUUUCAGAUGGCACAACUGCCACCUCAGGGGUUGACCAAGUCAGCUCACAGGCUCGUCGGGAUUUACCUAAGUCAAUCCUCCGAAAGAUGCAAGACAAUCCUGAAGACUACCAAGUAGAGGCUGUCGGAAAUAUUCACGCCACUCACAGAUAUCGCGGUCUGGCAGAUUUCCAGUUCGCCAACACAAGCCCUUCCUUCUUGACAAAUAUCGCUGAGCAUAUGCUGCCAAUGAAAGUUUCGAAGCUGCGGAAAAUCAAAUUCGCCCCUGGUGUAGCUACGGGUCCUGGUCAGGAGAUAAUACCUCCACCGCACUUCACAGACAGAGUUAUUGGGUUUAACUACAACUAUGAACAGAAUCCAAACACCAAGGUUGAAGGAGACGAGGCAGGGAAGCAGCAGUUAGUCAAUAUCCAAGGCAGAAAGAAACACUCGUAUGGCCACUUCAUCAACAACAACCAAUAUCCCGUACCCGAGAAGCCAAGGCGGGAACCUGCUAUGCAGGUGCCAGAAGGACUCAUGAGCCAACUUCAUGCUUUGAUGGACGAAAGACCCAUCUGGACGCGCCGCGCCAUUCUCAACCGCGUAACAGGAAAUUACUCGGACUCGGUCUUGCGGAUCGCCCUCCAGCUCAUCGGGUACCAGUUCCGAGGCGGACCCUGGCGAGACGCCUUUAUCAAAUACGGCGUGGACCCGCGCCCCGACCCCAGCUUCCGCAUCUACCAGACCCUGGCUUUCAAGCUGGAGCGCAACAUCAUCGGGACGAAGAAGAUACCCUGGGAGGUCGUCCGCAAGGGCCAGGUGAAGAAGCGCGUGUGCGAGAACCGCGACAGCCACCUCUGGAACGGCGAGGACUACUCCACGGACGGCAAGUUCUGGCAGGUAUGCGACAUCACAGACCCCUUCGUGCGCGGGAUCAUCGACAACGCGCCCCUGAGGGAGACGUGCGACCUGAAGGAUUCGGGGUGGUAUCACAAGGGCACGUGGAGCAAGGUCAAAAUGGUGAUGAAGGUUAAGAUGGUGGCUAUUAAGAGGGGCCGCAUGGGAUCCGACAACGACCACCCGCAGAAGCCUGGGUUCCUGUAUAAUUCCUUCCUCGAGGACAGGAUCCGCCCGUUCCCGGACAUCACGGAUAAGCCGCUCGGGCUGACGCUGGAGCCCUUCCUGCGCCCGAUGGAGGAGCUCGAUAUGAAGUUUCAUAAGCGCCGGGCUCCCCCCACGCAGAAGCAGAAGCCUGGGUCUGCUGCGGGGGAUGCUGUGUCUACGCCCGGUGGAGAUGAUACGCUGGAGCCGGAUGAUGCGACAGCCGACGGUGCUGAAAACGACGGCGCGACUCCGAUGAAUUCUUGGGAUGUGGAGGACUUAGAUGGCGAUGAUGAUGCGGAGGGGGACGCGGAUGAGGAAUACGGAUACUACGAUAAUGGCGAUGGUGAGGAAGGAGGUGAAGAGUAUGGCGAAGAUGCUGUCGAGUAACAUUCAUCACGUCGACUAGGGGAUAAUACCGUUAAGAUACCCGAUUUACCUAUUUGCUUACCCCUUAGCCUCUUUUCUUUUUAAUACCUUCUCUGCGACUACUCCUUUGAUAGGUUUCCUAGUAGGUAUCCAGUGAGAUGACCGAUUCUAGUAUGUAACUGGCCUACUUUGGCAUGUAGCAUACAUAGUCACGUCAAAGAAGCUAUCUCGGGCCGUUCCGUAGUACUAAAACAAUGAAUGCAAACCAGUACUACUUAGUGAAAGAUCAAAGCAC
Molecule: messenger RNA, 2448 nt
Organism: Daldinia caldariorum
Lineage: Eukaryota; Fungi; Ascomycota; Sordariomycetes; Xylariales; Hypoxylaceae
Product: RNA polymerase III transcription factor IIIC subunit-domain-containing protein
Exons: 5
Coding region: 330-2174 (614 amino acids)
Biological process (GO): transcription initiation at RNA polymerase III promoter
Cellular component (GO): transcription factor TFIIIC complex
Source: RefSeq, a predicted model, not a curated record